Messenger RNA from Aspergillus steynii IBT 23096, 2497 nucleotides. RefSeq names its product phosphoserine phosphatase SerB. Bases 308 to 2005 code for a protein of 565 amino acids. Gene Ontology annotation, biological process: dephosphorylation; L-serine biosynthetic process. The record is from RefSeq and is a predicted model, not a curated record. Gene Ontology annotation, cellular component: cytoplasm. Gene Ontology annotation, molecular function: magnesium ion binding; L-phosphoserine phosphatase activity. The transcript has 3 exons. Lineage: Eukaryota; Fungi; Ascomycota; Eurotiomycetes; Eurotiales; Aspergillaceae.
CCAUGCGAGUGACAAAGCAAUAAUUAUGCUUCCAUGAUCAUCCUUUGCCAUCUGGUGCAUGUCAUCAUCGUCUGAUUCAUCUACCAGGGGAACGAUGAGCCUGGUUUUGGGUCAGCAUGUCGCAAUGAUGUAACGAGAGAACAGGACGGCAACACACUAGUAUAUGCUUUAUGCCCACACCCGGCAUUAUUCAGUCAGGAUCACCCGUAGCCGGAGGCCUCCUAAGUCCUAACCGCGAUGCCGUACCCCGGUCCUCCGUAGAUGGCGGAAGUGGAGCAAAGGACGGCGGGAUUUGAAGUCGUCGCGGAUGAACUGCCGCCGCUUCUGCCGGGCGGUCAGACAGCACGGGACCGCCUUCUCUUUACGACCACCCCGCCACGUGCCCGCCGAUCGAUACUGCAGGGGAAUUCCAUCAUUGUUUUCAUGCAAACGUCAGGCUUUGCUUUGCAGUCCGUCGCCUCGAGCUCUUCAGAGUCCCUUCGCCAGCUGGGCCCUCGUCUUCCCUGGAACUUCCAUCUGCGCUCAAGCCCUUACGCUCCUAUCCUCUUCUUCCACCCCCAACUCCCACCCUAGGUCCUGCGGAAUGGAGGCGCCCAACCCCACCACCAGCACGCCCUCUCGCCCACAGCGGCCAGUGCUGCAGCACACAUUGCGCAGUAACUCGUUCAUUCAAGAUCAUCAGCAGUACAAACCUUCGGUCCCAAUCAACCAGACCAUCGGCAAUGUCCUGGGCAAUGCGGUCGAACCCGGCCUGGGCUCGUUAUCCCUCAACGCUAACCCCAUCAGCCCGGAUCCCGAGAAGGUGACCGACAGUGGCAUCAUCCACAGCAUCUUCAAUCACCAAGGGAAUCUCCUGCCGACUGGAACUCCGCAGAUUGUCGCAACUAUCUACUACAAGUCCUCCGAUCCUGUCCACCCUCAUCUUCAUCCCGACUCGUCGCCUCGACCCGGGAAUAAACUGCCGUCCCCGAUGGUUCCCGUGGGUUCCGCGCCGACAAUCGAUAUGGAGAAGAUUCCGCGCGAGCCCCCAGCACCGGAGCCCGAGCCUCUCGACCAUCUCUACGGCCCGUUCGUGUCGCAACUAUGCCUGACGAACUUUCUUCAAAUCAUGGAGUCCCUCCCGAUUCCGUAUCAGCGCAUGAACACGUCCCAUCGCUGCCUUGAUCGCCAGGAUCAGCCCCGCGUUGUCGAGGUCACCAUCUCCCCUCCUCCGAACCCCGACUACCUCACAUUUACCGACCUCCGAAAGCAUGAGAGCAUAUGGCGAUUUGAGCGCGAGUGGAAUGUAGAAGUGGUGCUGCAGAAGGAGAGCGCCUUUCGCCGACACAAGCGACUGGUCGUGUUUGACAUGGACAGUACCUUGAUCCGGAAUGAAGUGAUUGACGAGAUUGCCAAGGUCAUUGGCGUUGAGAAGCAAGUCUCGGAAAUCACGGAGCGGGCCAUGAACGGCGAGCUCGAUUUCGCAGCCUCGCUCAAGGAACGCGUUGGUUUGCUCAAGGGGGUCCCCGCGGACGUCUACGAGAAGAUCAAAUCGGUCAUCACCAUUGCCCCGGGUGCACGUGAAUUGUGCAAGGCCUUGAAGACCCUUGGUUGCAAAUUGGCAGUUCUGAGUGGAGGAUUCCAGCCCUUGGCCGAAUGGCUGGCUGGUGAACUUGGUAUCGACUACGCACAUGCCAACCAUCUCGAGGUCGACCCGACCACUCAGACUCUUACGGGUAAACUUGUGCCUGACUACCCUAUCAUUGACGCUUCCCAGAAGCGGUCCCUCUUGAAGUCCAUCGCCGAAAAGAACGGCAUCCCCAUUGCCCAGACCGUUGCUGUGGGUGACGGCGCCAAUGACCUGCUCAUGCUCCAUGCCGCCGGGCUUGGUGUCGCAUGGCGCGCCAAGAGCAUGGUGCAGCUGGAGGCCCCUACUCGUCUGAAUGGGGAAAGCCUCACCGAUGUUCUGUACCUCCUUGGUCUCUCAAACGAGGACGUCAAGGAAUUGACUUCGGAGGCCCUGUGAGGAUUGAUCAAGAACCCGUAGUUGAAGGCAAUUCCAUCCUUGGCUCCCUUGGUCGAGAGGUCCAGAGUAUCACUUUCGCCCAACCUUUUUUCUUCUCGCCAGAUGCAGCAAUUUGCAGUGGUUCUUGUUGUGGUGCAGCGUUCCCCUAUCUUCCUUUCUUCCCUGCCCUUCCUGCUUCGGUUUCGAUCUUUGCUUCCUUAUUAUUCUUUUUGUGAUGUCGGCAUCUGUCAUUAGGCUGGCAAGUACAUUCGGAUGAGGUAUAUGAUGGACAUACCAUUCGCCGAUCUGAGCCUUCCAAGGGAGAGAUAGUAGAUGGUGAAGGCAGACAGACAAACAGACAGACAGCAUCUUUCAUGAGGCGUAGGAGUGGAGGAGAAACGAAUCCCCAUGGGUACAUAUGAUUUGGCUUUCUCAUUCAUGAACAUUGUUGAGAGUACAUGGCACGUUAUGAUGAAGUUGAUUCGAAUUUGAAUCUAUCGUGUUGAAACUGGG